AUGAAGUCCGCCGUCGUCGUUGCCAUCUACGCCGCCGUGGCUGCCGCCAGACCGAGAGCCUCCUAUCCAGACAAGCUUGAAUGGAUGGAGCCCAGCGCAGGCUUGUUCCGGACGCCCCCUGCGCUCCUUUGCACGCUGCCGGAGCGGGACAGUGGCACCGAGCUGUUCUGCCGCUGCUUCGGAAAUGAAGCCGAAAAGGGCGAGAACCAGAUUGACGGCGAGGAAGGGCGCCAAGAGGCACGCCAGCGUCCCCAGGGUCCUUGGACCAGCGAACAAGACUGCCGGGCUGGCCACAAGAACAGGCCCUUUCUUCUUCCGAACCCAAAUGAGGGCCCUUGUGACGAGGAAACCGGUUUCAAAAAGGAGGCUUGCGGGACAGAGGCCUAUUGCCAGCAGUACCGGGAGGAGAAGAAGCCCGUCCCCGCCAUAUUCGACGAUUACCUCGACUGCCGUAGAGGUCACGAGCCGGAGCCCGAGUCUGACGAUAACUAG
Messenger RNA from Metarhizium album ARSEF 1941, 492 nucleotides. RefSeq lists its product as uncharacterized. The transcript has a single exon. Lineage: Eukaryota; Fungi; Ascomycota; Sordariomycetes; Hypocreales; Clavicipitaceae. The record is from RefSeq and is a predicted model, not a curated record. The coding region runs from base 1 to 492 and encodes 163 amino acids.